This is a messenger RNA of Scutellospora calospora, 552 nucleotides long. The record is from the annotation of a GenBank genome assembly. NCBI's taxonomy places the organism in Eukaryota, Fungi, Glomeromycota, Glomeromycetes, Diversisporales, Gigasporaceae.
AUGGAACAUAUAGGGCACAAGGCAAAUGGCAUUGACCCAAGAUAUCAGCAUAAGUUAGGCAUAACGCUUGAACCCACAAAAAUUUCAAUUGUUAAUCUGAAUACAUUGGUCCUUAUUGAAAACGAUCUUUUUUCAAAACUGUUUAUCAAACUAGUAGAGCAAGGAGAACCAAAGGUUCCUAACGAAGAAUUUGAAGAAAUAAAAAGACAAAAGGGGGAUAAAGGUAAAAAUAGAGAAGAAGUGAAGAAUGUGGUAAAUGCCCAAGAAUGGUUAGAGGAAAAUUAUCCUGAUAAGGAAAAAUAUAUUCCAUCCAUAUAUAUAAACCAACAAUUAGAAGGAGUUUUAGAUUGUAGUGGGGAGAAUGAGCAAUAUGGUGAUAAAAACUUUGGUAAAACCAGAGAAGAAAUAACAGAGUUGGAUAUAAGAGAAAAAGCCUUAGAAGGAGAAUUGGACCUUUCUGAUUUUAAGAAUUUAGAGAUACUUAAAUGUUCUGAUAAUUACCUCACUCAGAUACCUUAUCUUCCUAAUCCAGAAAAAAUGAAUUCCUUAUGA